Molecule: messenger RNA, 462 nt
Organism: Colletotrichum lupini
Lineage: Eukaryota; Fungi; Ascomycota; Sordariomycetes; Glomerellales; Glomerellaceae
Exons: 2
Coding region: 1-462 (153 amino acids)
Source: RefSeq, a predicted model, not a curated record
AUGACUGACAUUCAUGAAAUGGGCAUCUUUACUCCUGCUACUAGACCUACUAUUGCUUGGGAAGUGCUCUGGCUCUACCUGGCCUCCUUAGUGGCAGAGGAACAGCCAAAAUCGGACAGGCUCAAGGGCAAAGCGCCUGAGGCGGCCUCUCGACCUCUCUUUGAUUUCUUGAGGGAAACAAGAAUACCGAAUCGUCGAAACACGACCUGGUCGGCAGCCAGUCAGUAUUCAGCGAGUCAAGAUAUGCAUCCCUCGUGUGAUCGCUCUCUCGUAUCGAAAGCUCGAAGCUCUGGGAUCCCAUUUGCGGCGGACCCCUCCGUCAUCACCAUUCAAAAGCUUGGGGACGGUGAGGCCAUGGUGCUGGGCCAUCGGCAAGGAGGUGGUGGGCGAAGUUCUGCCGAUCAAUCAAUUCUCGACUAUUUCAGUUGCCCGUCCUGGCCAUGCUUGCCAAUAGUGCAUUGA